Molecule: messenger RNA, 3130 nt
Organism: Oncorhynchus kisutch (coho salmon)
Lineage: Eukaryota; Metazoa; Chordata; Actinopteri; Salmoniformes; Salmonidae
Product: CD209 antigen-like protein E
Exons: 5
Coding region: 2103-2843 (246 amino acids)
Source: RefSeq, a predicted model, not a curated record
CAAGCGGUACCGGAGUACCAAGUCUAGGACAAAAAGGCUUCUCAACAGUUUUUACCCCCAAGCCAUAAGACUCCUCAACAGGCAAUCAAAGGCUACCUGGACUAGUACUACAUCCACCCAGGUCUCUGUCACCAACACUACAGCUGUACCUGUAGUUAGUACUACAUCCACCAGAGGGACAACUUUGACUCUGUAUCUAAGGAUAUGUGUGAUGCUUUCUCUCCUCCUGUGGAAUAGAAUAGAGCUAUAGAGUUGUAUAAUAGUUCAUGUAGGUAGAAGUCAUGUGGAACAGUGGAAUCAGUGCAGAGAGAGUUGUGUCAUUAGAUGUAACCAGUAUGUAUAUGUUAUGUUGUACUGAAAGACAGGGUGGAAAUAUGAACGUUUUAUCAUAAUACAUGUGAAGUGUUUUAUUCUUCUUCCUCUCUUCCAUCUGUCAAACUGAAACUAUGGAGAUAUUGUCAGAUCUUCUGCUUUUUCAUUCUGAGUAACUCUUCACAGUCAGCAUAGAUAGAGCAUAGACCCCUACAUGGCCAUUGGUGGCCGGUCACAACACAGGGGGAAGUUUCCCCUAAGUACAGAUCUAGGAUCAGGUUACUUUCCCUCAAUCCAACCUUAACAAUUUGUGGAAGAAAUAUAAAACUGAACAAGAUCAGCAUCUAAGGGCAACUCCCCUCUACACCUCCAGUCACAGAGUGAGAGCCAUAAUGUGCUCUCCAUUUGAAGGCUGGGGGUGCAGUAAACUCAGUCAGGAUAUAUGUAGUGUUUAUGUCAAUUAACAGGAUCCCAAUUUAUUUUAGAACAUGAAAAAUUGGGAACCUGUGAAUUCACACAAACAUCAUAUUUCAUGAUAUAGAGUAACAUAAUGUAUAUUAUCAGACUAAGGCUGGUGGAAGUCACAUGGUGGCCAUUGUUGUGUUGAUUUCACAAUUUGUCAUCCACUGUGGUUGACUGGUAAGGAGUUUCACUACCUAAAAAGUCAGACGCAGAACAGCACAGGGAGACGACACAGCUACAAACGUACAUUAGAGUUGAGGUAAGAAGUAGAAGUUACUGUAUUUGACCACAAGUGUGUUAAGAUGUCAAAGGGAGUCUAUGAAAUCCCAGAUGGAUUUGAAGACGAUCAGACUGAUGCAAUGAAGAACACAGACAUCGAUGGCCAAAUAUAUUCCAAUGUAGGAGCCUUCAAGCCCAGUCCAAGAGAUGGAAUUGUUGCUUCAGGUAAGAUUGCACGAACACACACACACACACACACACACACAUAAUAUAUUAAAAAGGAGAGAUUACCCAGUAUUUCUAUACCUUUAUUUGUCCCAAUCCUAGAUGAUACAGUAAUAUACAUUACUAAAGAUCUUACUUUAAUAAUGUGUUAUUCAGUACAUGUUCAGUGGUGGAAGAGACCCUCUGGAGUUGCUGCAGUGUGUCUGGGGCUGCUGUGUGUUCUAAUAAUAUUUGACAGUCAGUCUUUGUUGUCAAAUUACAUAUAAGCACAACAUCAAAUGCUCAUAUUUGACAGUUACAUAUGAUAUUUAAUAGAUGUUAACAGUUAGCCUUUGUUCUCCACUUCCCCUCUAUGAUCUAUAUCUUCCUGGUAUGAUAGUGUCCUGUCCAUCAUCACAAAUAGCAAGUCCCGUUCCCUGGGCAGGAGGACUGUGUUGAGAUAUACUCUGGACAAGAUGACCAUGUAGAGACAUGACAUGGUUUAAAAUGUGCCGCAGAAAAUGCUUUAACAAUAACCACUGUAACAAUCUCUCACACUCACACAACUACGCACACAACUACACACACACACGUUUUCAAACUUGUAAACAUUUUUGUGUUAGCAUAGCCACAACUUCCUGUGUAAUUGUGUUGACACUUCCAUAGAGUUAACACCUACAGCAGUGACAGACAGAGACACACAGAUGACUCAGAGACCUUGUACUGUAGUUGACAAACGACGCUUCCUGGUGGCCAUGUUGGAAAACCACCACAUUAAUUCUAGAAGCAGAGACUUAAUGUAUAGUAGACCUACAUAGAAAGAAAGACCCAGGCAUUGUUGACGAUGUCAAAUGUCAUCUGUGCUGAGCCCGAUAUGAACAAGAAGGUCAAGUUUGACAGGUAAUAUGGAGGAGAGGAUUGUGGAUAUCUACGUCAGUGCAGACACCCUGAGAGACGGUGAGACCAGCACCAAGAGAGAAGAGACAGCAGACACUGCUCCAAACAAUGGACCAGGAGACCAGCACUCAGAUAACAGAGCCAUCAAAGAUUCUGAGGAUAAAAGGAACAACUUGUCACAGAGUUGGUCCCUUUAUAAGACUAACGCAACUGCAGAGAGAGACCAGCUACAGACCAGAUACAACAACCUGACUGAAGAGAGAGACCAGUUACAGACCAGAUACAACAACCUGACUGAAGAGAAAGGCCAUAUUCAGCUAAAGCUUUUUGUGAUAGGGCAGUAUUGUCAGGAGGGAUGGAGAUACUUUGACUCUAGUUUGUACUUCCUCUCUACUGAGAAGAAAACCUGGGAGGAGAGUAGACAGGACUGUAAGAGGAGAGGAGCAGACCUGGUUAUCAUAAACAGCAGAGAGGAACAGUUAGUUUUUUAUCUUUCUCAACAACAGACAUUUCUCUUCAACCUCCACCUGAGAGCCUGGAUUGGUCUAAAUGACUCUGUUACUGAGGAGACCUGGAAGUGGGUGGACGGCACAACACUGACUACAGGGUACUGGAGCGCAGGACAGCCUGAUGAUAAUGGGCAAGAGGACUGUGUUGAGAUAUACUAUGGACAAGAUGACCCUGUAAAGACAUGGAAUGAUGAAAAUUGUCACAAAUAUCAUGACUGGAUAUGUGAGAAAGUGGUAUAACGAUAAUCCACAGUAACAAACAUUCUCUCUCUCUGUCUCUCUCUCUCUCAAUUCAAUUCAAUUCAAUUCAAGGCCUUUAUUGGCAUGGGAAACAUGCUAACAUUGCCAAUGCAAGAGAAGUAGAUAAUAUACAGAAGUGAAAUAAACAAUAAAAAUGAACAGUAAACAUUACACACACAGAGGUUCCAAAAGAAUAAAGACAUGUCAAAUGGCAUAUUAUGUAUAUAUACAGUGUUGUAACAAUGUGCAAAUUAUUAAAGUACAAAAGGGAAAAUAAAUAAACAUAA